AUGGCCUUUGCACCGGCGCUGGCCGCGGCGGCGCUGCUCGCCUGCCUGCCGGAGGGCGGCGCCCGCGGCACGGCGGGCCAGAUCGUGGGCCAGCGCGCGGCAGAGGAGCCGGUCCCGCAGGUGCCCGACCGCUGGGCCGGCAAGACGUGCCCAGACUUGCACCGCGAGUACCGCAACAUUUUUCUGCAUGGCAACCGCAACGCAGCCUCGCACCUGUGGAGCUGGUUCCUCCUGGAGAGGAGCUCCCAGAUGAGUCACCAGCAGCUGCUGUUUGUUCUUCUAUGCAUGUUCUCUUGUUUCUGCGCCGUCAGCGGUUCACCGACGCGGCCGGGGGACUUCAACCGAUACAAGCUGACUCUUCAGAGGGCGAGCGGACACGGAAGCGUCGCAGGGUUCAUGCACUAUUGCUGUUGGCCUUGCGUCUGCGACACGCAGGACUUCAUCAAGGUUGACACGAAGACCGUUGUCACACUGAGGGCGCCCGUGCCUACAACUUCGCGGUGCUGGGAAACCCCUGCGAGCACCCGGAGGAGCUGGGCAAGCCUUUCCAGGACGCCUUCGGGCGCGGCGCGUCCACGUUGGCCCGGGAUGCCGCCGAGAUCAGAUGCGACAGCAAUGGUACGCUGCACAAGGCACCCCUGA
Molecule: messenger RNA, 642 nt
Organism: Prorocentrum cordatum
Lineage: Eukaryota; Dinophyceae; Prorocentrales; Prorocentraceae
Source: the annotation of a GenBank genome assembly